Molecule: messenger RNA, 2615 nt
Organism: Cryptotermes secundus
Lineage: Eukaryota; Metazoa; Arthropoda; Insecta; Blattodea; Kalotermitidae
Exons: 2
Coding region: 46-1089 (347 amino acids)
Source: RefSeq, a predicted model, not a curated record
GUGAUCUCGCGGUGUUUAGCUCACAUUGUGGUGGUCACCGUGGAUAUGGAAUUACUAACACCAAGAGCUUGGAUCAUCUGUGUAUUGUUAACGGUGUGCACGGCUGUGCCCAUUGUUAAGUCGGAACAACUGGAAAGUGUAGCAGCUAAUGGUGUCAAUCAUAGAAAAGGAGUUCAGACGACCAGCAUCUCAGGUGAAAAAACAAAAAGUGGAAACUUCCGCGAAGAAUAUAAAUUUGAUAUGUUAUCCAAAAAUGAAGAACGUAACAAUGGACAGGCUGGUGAUAGUUAUGGAAGGAAAAGUGAAUUGAUAGAUUGUCAGUUUGAUAAAACCUUUACAGCUUGUGUAAAGCUUAGUUUUUUACAUAAAAUUGCCGAAAUCCUUAGGUUUAUUAAAGAAGUAGAUAUACACAAUAAUUCCGUCGAAUUGUCCGGUGGCGUUGAGUCUUCAAGAAGAAAUGUUAUUAGCGAAUUGGACACGUAUGACAAGUGGCGUGAUGGUAUCAGUGAAGGACAGAAGUUACGGCUACUUACUGUGUCAGGAAUUCCAAGCUUAUUCCAGAACAGAAGCUUGAGUUUCACGUUCAUCCCUGGCUUGACAGUAAAUAUUCUGAUCAGCAUCAUCAGGCCGAAUGUUGCUAAUAUAUCUGUCAAACUGAUUCAAGGUGGAGAAAAGAAUAAAAACAAUUAUGUUCACGCAGAUGGUCGUAAUAUGAUGAAGAUUGAGCCGUGGAUGCUGGUCCCGACAGCGCUGUCGGUGGGAAUGUUCCCCUACACACUACUGCAACUCAAGAUGUUCGUCACCUCAGCUAUGACCUUCAGCAACAUGGUCCUGUGGGGCGCAGUCUUCAUGACGCUCCGAAACUUCCUGUUCGGCAACCGCCCCAACGGCGUUAUUGUCUACGACAACCUGGGAUACACGACAGAACCUCCACUGCCACAUAACCCCGGAAUUAGACAGCCCUCACCGCACGGGCCAGCCUCUGAAGUCACCAUGCGACUGCCGUUUGCCUCGUGGGCGCCAAAGUUUCGUCCUUAUUAUCCGCCUAAAGCAUCUUUGGGGCUCCGCCAUCGCCACGUAGCGACGUAGAAGUCAAAUCACUCUUAGACGUUUAAUAUUUUUUUUUUAUUUAAUGGCCUACUGAAGGUACGCCGAACCCUCCAAGAUGUUUUGGACAGCUUCAUUGCUCGUAUCUUAUCAGUUCGUUGUAGUGCUUAAACGGACUAUUCCCUGCGACACACCGGAUCGCCACAAGACGACGUAAUGUGUCCCACUGCUAUAAUCAGGAUUAUGUUCAGAUGAGGUUUACAGACGCCAAGUCUAAAUGCUUCUGAUAAUGAUUAUGAUGAUAAUAUGCAACACUAGAUAUGACGUUUUUCGGACAGUGCAUAUCUUUUUAAAGUUCUUUUUUAACACAGCGUUUCAGAAACCACAUCUGUUUCCAUCAUCCGUUGUAAGAGAACUGGAAAGAGCUGCCAGCUGUUGAGGCUGGCUCUUUCUGACGGAUCCCUCUGGGCACAAAACCUUCCUCUACUGCGCUUCACGGCAAAAACAGAUUCAGUUUCCAAAACAAUAAACUUUGAAGUCGAUUGGCAACGAUCUAAACAGUUGUAUUUAGGAGUUUACUUGUUUAACUCGCUUCCUAACGUCUGAUUUUGCUUGAGUGACAUAAACAGUAGUUCAACUGUGAACGAUUCUGUGAUGAAUGAAUAAACAUUUAUUAGUGAACACCUUGCUUCUUGUUCACCUAUCUGAUCAAAAUUUAUUCCGUAGCCAAAUACUAUGCAAGACUUGAAAUGAUUUUGCUGAUGGACGUCGAAUAUUAUCCUUCGGUUAGGCACGCAUUGUGCACCUUGUCGGUGAUUCAGAAACCUCAGCCGACUUGGACAAUCUCUGUCUCGUAUGCAGUACAUUAUCCGAACCAACUGGGAUGGAUUGAAAUAUAAUAAAUUAACUGCAUUUGCAGUACAUUCAGGAAUAUACACGAGUAUGUCAGCUUUCAAGUAUUUGAAAAAAAAAAUACUUUACAGUUACCCCUCUAUUCUCGUACAAAUUAAGGGCAAAUUAAUUUCGAUAAAUACUUUGUACCAGUCUUUUUGGAAUCUUUUAUGUAGACCUCGGAGAUUACUGUACGAAUUAAUAUAGGAACUAAGCUUGGUCUCUCGCUCUAAUGAAAGAAGAGAGAUUGAGGACGGUGGAGAGCAAAGUUUCAAAAAGACGCCUGAAACUGGAGAGAGAGGAAGCGGCAGGAUGAUGGAAGGAAAUACAUACUGAUGAGCAUCAUGCCCUAUAAACUUCACCAACUAUGUGGAUGGCCAAGCCAGGGAGUAGGCCUAUUAGAGACGACGGUGCUAUGUGAGACGAUAAGAGCAUGUACAAUUUUAGUCCCGUAAAAUGAAGGCAAGGGACCACUUGGGAGCCCUAAGCGUAAAUAGAAUGAUAAUAUUAAACUUAUCUCAAAGAAAAAAGUUAUGAAGAGGUCAGCUGGAUUCAACUAAAUCAUGAGAUCUAUUUGUCGUUUUGUUGCAGAUACAACAAUAGGUGUUUGGGGUUCAUGGAAAGGAUAUUUUCUUGACCAUUCGAGCACACGUACUUUUGUAAUAUAGGAUAUGUUG